Molecule: messenger RNA, 1185 nt
Organism: Eriocheir sinensis (Chinese mitten crab)
Lineage: Eukaryota; Metazoa; Arthropoda; Malacostraca; Decapoda; Varunidae
Exons: 3
Coding region: 2-616 (204 amino acids)
Source: RefSeq, a predicted model, not a curated record
UAUGUUGUUAUUACUGGGCCUUACCUAUGAGUGGGGCGGCGCCACGGCGGGCCUUGGAACCAGUGAAGGGCGACGGGUGAGUCAGUUCACCCGACCCGUCAGCAGAAUGGUCCUCAGAGGAGCCCGGAACGAGAUAUCCCGCCAGCUCACUCUCCUGGUGCACUACGUCGUGGAGAAUUUCUUGCAGGAGUGUGAUCUGUGGCUGCUACGCUCGCCCAGCGACUACCUGGGUGCCUCGCUUUCUGCUUCCCUCCAGCAGCUUGGGCGACCCUUGAGGCUGGUGGGUCCAUAUGUCUCCGAGAGAGGCUUGGAACUACCGGAGGCCACUCAAACCCGGGGCAGGGCCUGCUCUGCGUACAUUAUCUUCGCCAGCAGCGCCGAGUCCCUCCUCUCGCUGGUGGAGUCCUCGGGGUUCCAGUCACAGCUUCACUACCUGGGCCGCUUCAUCUUCGUGACGAGGGAUGGGGCGGGGGCGGCGCGGCUCAUCCUCGGCAACCCGGUCAUGGCUUGGCGGCCCCACGCCCUUCUCAUUAAGGAGUAUCAAGGGGUCGGCGUUUCAUUAUUCAAACUAAUAACCGAUGAUGUGAAGUGCCAGACGUUAAUUUCCUGCAGAUAGUUCAGUUUUGUCUCUCCUUGUUAGCUCAGUUGUAAACAAUAUAUUUCCUAGAGUAAGAAAAUUGUUGGCAUUUUAAGCUGAGAUAGAUGCAGAGUCGCGUCUAUCGUAAUAUUCUAUCUUCACAGUUAUGUAAAUGCUUUUGUGGAGUGUUAUAAGAAAAUAGCUUGAUUUUUCCUUUAAAUUGAAUUAAUAAAAUAACGUUUGACUGAAUAUCAUUUUUGCUCUGCCUCUGCGUCACGUUCAUGUGGAAACAUGACAUUCCAAUCCACAGAUUUCGGUAAUUUCUGAAGAAAUUCCUUGAUCCGGCAGGUGAGUGGCGUGAGCUACGACAUCUGGAGCCACGAAGUGUUCCGCGAGGACGUGGCGGAGCGCGUGCGCCUGGUGGAGCGGUGGCGGCAGGGGGCGGCGCAGCGCGGUGCCCACCUGUUCCCCGACAAACUCCGAGACUUCCACGGCAGCGAGCUGCGGGCGCUCACCUUCCAUUACCCGCCCUCGAUCGUGCAGCUCAAGGCUGAAGGGGAAGAACAUCGAUUCGACGGUAUGCAGUGGAUUAUAACAUAUUACCCGAA